UUUUCCCAUCAUGCUUUGUAAUGGAUUAGAAUGGGUGUAAUUGAGCUUUUUUUUCUGUGCAUGGACUUUUUUAAAAUUUUUUAUAAUAUCCACAAAGUUCAGUGAGCAGGUUUUGUUUUAUGUGACCUCGUGUGUUGGUUGCAUUUGUUCAAUCAUCACCAAAGCGCGCCCCCUCCCAUUGAGGACGUUGCAAAGAGUCCAUGUUGUCCAAUGGGAAGCGUGGAUGACACCAAAGAAUAAAGAAGCGCUGUGAAGCCUCUCAUGCUUUUGAUGUUGAUGUUGCCUUGGUACUAACCAACCACCCUGUCAGUGUGUCAGCGCGGCGGCCCGCAGGAGACGUGGCCAUGUGCCCGCCCUGAGCCCGAGUGAUGCCGGUGCAGGCGGCCCAGUGGACGGACUUCCUGUCCUGCCCCGUCUGCUACAACGACUUCGACGGCGGCGACCACCAGCCCGUCAGCCUGGGCUGCUCGCACACGGUGUGCCGCGGCUGCCUGCGUAAGCUGCACCGCAAGGCCUGCCCCUUCGACCAGGCGCCCAUCUGCACCGACGUGGACCUGCUGCCCGCCAACCGCGCCCUGCUGCGGCUGCUCGGCGCCCAGCUUCCAGACGUGCAGACGGUCGGCCUGGGCGGCGCGGCGGACGUGUGUCACUACGAGGCCUGCAGGGGGUGUGUGGAACACCUGGCGCUCUACCUGCAGCCCAUCAGCGCCACCAAAGGGGUGUGUCCCUCCAGUGGCAGCGUGCUGAGUCGACCCAUGCAGAGGAAGUUGGUGAGUCUGGUGCACUGCCAGCUGCUGGAGGAGGAAGGUCGUGUGCGGGCCCUGAGGGCGGGUCGCUCUCUGGGCGAGCGCACGCUCACAGAACUCAUCCUGCAGCACCAGAACCCCCAGCAGCUCUCUGCCAACCUCUGGGCGGCCGUGCGGGCGCGGGGAUGCCAGUUCUUGGGACCUGCCAUGCAGGAGGAGGCCCUGAAGCUGGUGCUGUUGUCUCUGGAGGACGGCUCUGCGUUGUCCAGGAAGGUUCUGGUUCUGUUUGUGGUCCAGAAGCUGGAAGGUCGCUUCCCUCAGGCGUCCAAGACCAGCGUGGGCCACCUGGUGCAGCUGCUCUACAGGGCCUCCUGCUUCAAGGUGACCAAACGGGACGAGGACUCGUCGCUCAUGCAGCUGAAGGAGGAGUUCCGUGCGUACGAGGCUCUGCGCCGAGAGCACGACGCCCAGAUCGUCCACAUCGCCAUGGAGGCCGGCCUCCGCAUUUCUCCGGAGCAGUGGUCCUCUCUACUCUACGGGGACCUGGUCCACAAGUCCCACAUGCAGUCCAUCAUCGACAAGCUGCAGUCUCCCGAGUCCUUUGCGAAGAGCGUCCAAGAGCUGACCAUCGUCCUGCAGAGGACAGGAGACCCUGCAAACCUGACCAGCCUGAGACCUCACCUGGAACUGCUGGCCAACGUGGACCACAAUCCUGACGAUCCAUCGCCAUCCUGGGAGGAAGUAGACAAGGUGAUGUUGGCGGUGAAGGUGGUCGUUCACGGACUCGUGGAGUUCAUACAAAACUUCACAAAGAAGACCCAGGACACUCCGCAGCUGCAGGGCAACAGCAAGUACAAGACCAGCAUGUGUCGAGACCUGCGGCAUCAGGGAGGAUGUCCUCGAGGAAACAACUGCACCUUCGCACACACGCAGGAAGAACUGGACAAAUUCCGAGUGAGGAACAAGAAGAGCAGCAGCGUGAGUCGCACUAAAACUUUCCCCGUGGACGUCCAGACUGACGACUCUGCAGGCGAGGACGUGACCACGCAGCUGGCGUCCGCGAGGGGAGGGCCCACACGGGAGGACGUGACGUGCGCGAGGGGAGGGCCCACACGGGAGGACGUGACGUCCAGUAUGACCAGCAGCACCCCACAGGGCUCAGCAGACCAGUCCCCGCCCUCCCCGGCGAGUCCCGUCCGUCACGCCUCAGCGUCGCCCCCGGUGGGUGGGAGUGAUGAGACGGACAAACGUGGCGUCACGCUGAGGGUGCCUCAUCCUUCUCACGCCUCCGAGAUCAUCUACCCAGGACAACUCCACUAUCACACCAGCUGUUCCUUCUACGCGCCUGCACACAAGUCCUGCAUGGCUCGCUUCCUCCGAUCUUCCAACGUCCCAGAAUCCUCUCUGCCACCUUGCUCCUUUCCUGACCACCCUUCCUCCUCUUCGCCCUCGGCGUACACGCCGCCCCAGCCGCCGCCUGGAGAGCGGAUGAUCCUCUUCCACCCCGGGCAGCCCCGGUACGGUCCCCUGGUGUCCGCCCACGCCGUCUACGCCCCGCUCUACGACAGCAGGCGAGCGUGGAGACCUCAGCUGUACCACCGAGAGGACGCCCGGAGUAACUCGCUGCCCCCGGAGGUGCUCCAGUCGUCCGUCUACCAGCCCCCGCUCAGGGAGAGAUUCAACUCGCUGGACAGCAACUACUGCUCUGGACCGGACCACCACGUAGGACUGCACAGGGACUACGGUCGUGUUCCUUUGGGCUACGAGGAGCUCUUCCGACGCAAGCAGGAGCAGUGGGCCCACCACCACCAGCACCAGCACCACCACCACCACGGCGCCAACAGGCCCGCCCCGUCCGCCGCCAUCUUGGACAUGGACUUUGGAGCGGAGCAUGUGGACGUGUUGUGUGCGGGAUGUCGCCUGAGAGGACAGGACGGCUCGGUGCGCUUCUCGCCGUGGUCAUGUGACGCCUCCUCGGGGCCCGACACGCCUGCGGCGCGCUCCUGCCUGGAGCAGACGGAGGCAGGAAGCUGUCCAAGGCCAUGGCUGCACUCGUCAGAUCACUACAGGCGCCUCAAGGAGGAGGACCCCAUCAUCCCCUUCAGCGAGGGGCCCAUCAUCUCCAAGUGGGGCGCCAUAUCCAGGGCAUCCCGCUCGGGGUGCCACACCACUGACCCCGUCCUGGCCACCAGCUUUAAAGAUUGCAACUCUCAGGUGGAGCACAGGUGGAGCUCCAGAGGAUCCGACUCUUCCAGUCACUCCACUUUCAUCCACAGUGACUUUGUGCUCCGGUGUGGCUGCAGCGGGCGACUUAGUGCAGCGGAUCUGCAUCAGCACUCGCCCAGCCAGCGUCUGGUCUUCAGCCGGGAUCAGGAUCAGGAUCAGGACCAGGAUCAGGACGGAAUCAUCUUCUACCAGGAUGACCACCACCAGGAGUCUGGCCAGCACCGGGACAUUGAGCUGAAACUGUGCGCCCUGGACCUGGAGGACCCGGACGCCCAGGAGCUGAACCGUCAGGAGCCAACAGACCAUUCCUCCCCGUAUUCCGAGGAUGCCGCCAGCCUCCUCCCCCUAUCUUUGGGGGAGCAACGCCAUGGUGACAACCCAUCCACGGACAAGACGGACGCCCACCUGCUUAAAAAGAUGGCCUUCAGGUGACUUGUGAAGUCAUCGUAGUAACAGAGCGGCUGUCUCCUGCGGGCGUGGCGUCAAGCUGGUGCUGAGGACCGGAACCCAAAGACCAGGCGGUGGCUCGUCGCCUCGGUCUUGCCCGGAAGCGACGAUACUGCUCGGUGGAAGCUAAGCUAAAGCGUUUGGAGGAGGAAGGUAUCCUUCUGGGACUUGGAUGGAUGACGUUGGAUGUUUGUUUACCAUCCAGCUGCCGUGGUUUAACACAACACCUUUUGUUAUAUUUGUGCCCUAAACAAUACUUUUAAAGUACUUUUUAAUAGUGCCCUGACAACAUUGUACUUACCGUACUCCCCUUCUUCUUUGGCAGCCUUGCAUGGCAAUAUGUUAGCAUGUUAGCACGUUAGCCUGGUGUCGCUUUGUGGUCUUUAAUCCCAGUUAGCUGUUAGCAGACCUCCGCCAAGGCUUCAGCACACAAAAUCAGGCAGUUUUUUUUGUGUACUUUGUAGUUCCUAACUUCUGUGAAGUUGUUUGUCGAAGUAUUUUUGUAUCAGGACAAAACGUAUUUUCGCGCUCGGACAACGCAAUUAGGAAAAGGAAUUAUUAUUUUAGCGGGAAACAUUCUACGUUGUGCUGUAUUUUUUCAUACAUUCGUAUUUUUUGCCGAGAAAAAUGUCCUCAUUUUUUUCACCACACAUUUCGGGGUCGAGGGGAAAAUCCAGAGAGAAUUGUGAUGCCCCGCUUUUAUAGGCAUGACUUUACCACAUCUCUGAAUUCAUUGUCCACUUGAACAAAUGAAAAGACUAAACUGCAGAGAGUACCAGGCACCUGCCAGUGGUAAAUACAUCUAGAUUUGACAGUAAUACUUGGUGACGUAAUACGUGAGUAAUUUCCACAUAUGUGUACUUGAUGUUGUUUAUCUUUCUGACAACUUUCACUACGUUUCCAACCUAAAAUGGGUGCUUUUACUCUGAUACGUUUCUCCGUUGCUCCAAAAUAAAAGUUGCGUCGUGACGUAAUGUAAAUGAUGAAAUAUUUGCCCUUUGAUACUUAAGUACAAUAAAUGUCAGGUAGAAGUCUUUCAAAUAAGUCAUUUUCUGGUCAUGUUUUUAAAUGUUGCUUUCAAGUACGUGACACAAGGCUGCAUCUAAUAGGAACUAUUAAGACACUUAUUCUGCGUACAAAUGUAUUUUUUUUAAAUAUAUCAAUUGUCUAUAUUUUCAUGAAUAAUGCUACCAUAAAAUAUAUACAGGAUUUUUUUUUUGUCUGUAGUUUUUUGACAAAGCAUAUCUGUUUUGCGUGAUAUUACAACUUUAUUACAGUUAUUUACCCCCGCUUUCUUUUUGUAUGUGUGAGCUGCACUUGACUGUAAACGUCAGCUUUACAGAUGCCACAUCUUUUAAUUGCACAAGGAACACACACACACACACACACACACACAGACACGCACACACAUUUAUAUACACAUUUAUACUGUGUAUAUAUAUAUAUAUAUGUAUAUAUAUUAUACACAUAAUAUAUAUAUAUACAGUAUAUGCAUGUAUAUAUAUAUUAUAUACAUAUAUGUAUACAUACAUUUAAUAUAAUAUAUAUGUAUGUAUGUAUGUAUGUAUGUAUAUAUGUAUGUUUUAUUAUUAUUAAUAUUUAUUGUUAUAUUUUAUUUAUUCUAGACUUUUUAUCAUUUUUUUAGCAUCCGUGUCAAGUUGAUUAAAUAAUACACAUUAUUAAUAAUAUUAAUUCUAUGUAUUUUCACCAACAAUGUAACAAAAAUAUAUUUUUGAAUAUUAGAUAUAUUACGUAUUAUUAUUUUUGUCUAUAAGUCUUUGAAAAAUGUUGCCUUUUUAUGUGAUAUUAGAGCUUUAUUACAGUAAUAUUUGUAAACCCCCCCCCCCCCCCCCCGCUCUCUUUUUGUAUACGUUAGCUGCACUUGACUGUAAACAUCCGCUUUGCAGAUGACAAAUAAAUAAAUAAAGUUAUACAUACACUACCGUUCAAAAGUUUGGGGUCACCCAAACAAUUUUGUGGAAUAGCUUUCAUUUCUAAGAACAAGAAUAGACUGUCGAGUUUCAGAUGAAAGUUCUCUUUUUCUGGCCAUUUUGAGCGUUUAAUUGACCCCACAAAUGUGAUGCUCCAGAAACUCAAUCUGCUCAAAGGAAGGUCAGUUUUGUAGCUUCUGUAACGAGCUAGACUGUUUUCAGAUGUGUGAACAUGACUGCACAAGGGUUUUCUAAUCAUCAAUUAGCCUUCUGAGCCAAUGAGCAAACACAUUGUACCAUUAGAACACUGGAGUGAUAGUUGCUGGAAAUGGGCCUCUAUACACCUAUGUAGAUAUUGCACCAAAAACCAGACAUUUGCAGCUAGAAUAGUCAUUUACCACAUUAGCAAUGUGUAGAGCAGGGGUCACCAACCUUUUUGAAAGCAAGAGCUACUUCUUGGGUAGUGAUUAAUGCGAAGGGCUACCAGUUUGAUACACACUUAAAUAAAUUGCCAGAAAUAGCCAAUUUGCUCAAUGUACCUUUAACUCUAUGUUAUUAUUAAUAAUUAAUGAUAUUUACACUUAAUUGAACGGUUUAAAAGAGGAGAAAAGAUGAAAAAAAUGACAAUUAAAUUUUGAAACAUAGUUUAUCUUCAAUUUCGACUCUUUAAAAUUCAAAAUUCAACCGAAAAAAAGAAGAGAAAAACUUAAAAAAAAGAAUUUAUGGAACAUCAUUAGUAAUUUUUCCUGAUUAAGAUUAAUUUUAAAAUUUUGAUGACAUGUUUUAAAUAGGUUAAAAUCCAAUCUACACUUUGUUAGAAUAUAUAACAAAUUGGACCAAGCUAUAUUUCUAACAAAGACAAAUCAUUAUUUCUUCUAGAUUUUCCAGGACAAAAAUUGUAAAAAAAAUUCAAAAGACUUUGAAAUAAGAUUUUAAUUUGAUUCUACAGAUUUUCUAGAUUUGCCAGAAUAAUUUUUUUGAAUUUUAAUCAUGAUAAGUUUGAAGAAAUAUUUCACAAAUAUUCUUCGUCGAAAAAACCGAAGCUAAAAUUAAGAAUUAAAUUAAAAUUUAUUUAUUAUUCUUUACAAUAAAAAAAAAAAAUUUACUUGAACAUUGAUUUAAAUUGUCAGGAAAGAAGAGGAAGGAAUUUAAAAGGUAAAAAGGUAUAUGUGUUUAAAAAUCCUAAAAUCAUUUUUAAGGUUGUAUUUUUUCUCUAAAAUUGUCUUUCUGAAAGUUAUAAGAAGCAAAGUAAAAAACAUAAUGUAUUAAUUUAAACAAGUGAAGACCAAGUCUUUAAAAUAUUUUCUUGGAUUUUCAAAUUCUAUUUGAGUUUUGUCUCUCUUAGAAUUAAAAAUGUCGAGCAAAGCGAGACCAGCUUGCUAGUAAAUAAAUAAAAUUUAAAAAAAUAGAGGCAGCUCACUGGUAAGUGCUGCUAUUUGAGCUAUUUUUAGAACAGGCCGGCGGGCUACUCAUCUGGUCCUUACGGGCUACCUGGUGCCUGCGGGCACCGCGUUGGUGACCCCUGGUGUAGAGUGUAUUUCUUUAAAGUUAAGACUAGUUUAAAGUUAUCUUCAUUGAAAAGGACAGUGCUUUUCCUUCAAAAAUAAGGACAUUUCAAUGUGACCCCAAACUUUUGAACGGUAGUGUAUAUAUAUACAUUAGUGCGGCGUUAGAGACAUAUCAGGUAGAUUUACUUUCAUGGUUAUUAUUAUUAACUAUUAAUAUUUAUUAUUAUUAUAUACCUUUUUAAUAUGAGAUAGGCUCCAGCACCCUCCGCGACCCCAAAAAAGGGACAAGCGGUAGGAAAUGGAUGGAUGGAUGGAUGGAUAAUAUAUAUAUUUUUAGCCUCUCUAAGUUUUGUUUUGUGAUGCAGAGGUGAUUUGUUCAGGUGGACAACACAUCCACCUGCUGAUGACAUGUUCUAUUAUUUGAGGCCCGGCGUCUAAAUGCAGCAUUUUGCUGAUUCUGCCUUCACUUGUCGCCGUCCAACUUGCACAACGUUGUUAUUUCCUUUGUAAGAGUUUGUUAUUUACGUGGUGACUUUACGAUGCGAUACUGUACGGCGAUAUCGGUGUUUUAUAUCGGCCGAUACGGAAACUCCCUGCUAUUUGGGCUGCCCUAUGGAAAAUCAGGAGCGUGAGGUGUUGUGCACAUGCCCACUGUGUGAGCUGCGCGCUCGAUCAUUCCUGUUGGAUAUGUCUGUAUUAGACACUUUCAUGCAAGAGAUGCUACACAUCUGUCACUGUAUCACCGCUUAGGCGGCCAUCAUUGGAUUUAUCUGUUGAAUUCAAUGUGUGAACCUACUGGGGUCAAAGAAUACUACUACUACUACUAAUAAUAAUACUGUUAUGUAUUCCAUGUAUUUCCUUGGAAAUGUGAAAGUGCUGCCUUUGACUUAACACCGUGCAGGAGUACAAAAGUCGACAUGAUGAUUGUACUCCUUGUUGAUGUUUUUCUUGCACUUGUUUUGACUUUUUCCGCACCUGCGGGGACAUAUUGAGGCGGUGACGGAUCAUUUCUGCACAUGUGAAACUGCAUGCAUUAAAUAAAGUGACUUUUAGUGG
Entelurus aequoreus (snake pipefish) is the source of this 7914-nucleotide messenger RNA. It is a transcript of the gene rc3h2, whose product is annotated as ring finger and CCCH-type domains 2. Bases 369 to 3404 code for a protein of 1011 amino acids. The record is from RefSeq and is a predicted model, not a curated record. NCBI's taxonomy places the organism in Eukaryota, Metazoa, Chordata, Actinopteri, Syngnathiformes, Syngnathidae. Gene Ontology annotation, molecular function: metal ion binding. The transcript has 19 exons.